CGUUGUUUGUCUUGUAUGUGGCGUAAUCGGUAAAAACAAAAUAAAAAAAUAGUUCAAAGUAGUGGAAGUGUGAAAUGCCAAAGUGGUGUUGAGAAUUUUCAAAAAGAUAUAAAACUGAAAUUAUAAUUAAAAAUAUCGCGCAAAAAUAUUUUCAAAAUGCGCUCAAUUUGGCUUUGCAUCUCUCUCUUUACGAUCUCGUGCAGCGCUCAAUAUUAUUUCCACCAAUCAGCUCCACCACCAUAUCAGCCACACCAGUAUCUACAAUAUAACACACCACUGCCAGAUUUCAAACCAAUCUCUGAGCCUAAUCAAGAAGGUCCUCCACAUCCAGCUGUUAUAGCCAAUGCCGAGCGGGAGGCGCAUUUACCGCCAGAAUUAUCGAAGAGUCGGCGCUUUUACAGCAAUCCACGUAUCGCUGCGGCGUUAGCCAAACAAUCGCUUCUGACGCCCAAAGAGAUGGCAGUGAUUGAUCGUGAGGCCGAUAAAAUCGAUCGUAAUGAAAUUUAUAAAAUCUUCCACAAUGCAGGUUGGGCGAAGAGGAGAUAAAUGAAUUAAGUUGGCAUUGUUUGUUGCUUAGCCUGUGUUUAUUUGUUGUUUAUCUCUUGCCAGUUACACUCAUAUAAUAUGAUUUUCAUAUUCUCUAAGUUGUUAAAAAACUAUUUAUUGUUAUUAGGAUAAGGAAACUAAUAUACUCGUAAAAUUUUAAAUGUCUGUAUAUGAUUUUAAUUUUAUUUUAAGAAAUUGUCAAUGAAUUUUAAUAAAAACUUA
Ceratitis capitata (Mediterranean fruit fly) is the source of this 768-nucleotide messenger RNA. RefSeq lists its product as hypothetical. NCBI's taxonomy places the organism in Eukaryota, Metazoa, Arthropoda, Insecta, Diptera, Tephritidae. The transcript has 2 exons. The coding region runs from base 157 to 546 and encodes 129 amino acids. The record is from RefSeq and is a predicted model, not a curated record.